AUGAAACCAACAACCCACCUCCGGGUGUUUAACCCCCCACUCAAUCUCAUCCUUCGUCAUGGGUCAUCUGCCUCGAAACAGCCGUUGGGAAGGGUCCUUCCUUUGGAUGUGCAGUUGCCGCGGCGGCGGCAGGGACAGCGGCAGGGACAGCCACAACCAGAGGGACAGAGACAGGGACAGGAACAGUUGCAGCGAAAGGUGGUGGAGGGCUGGGUGCGGGUGCGGGGAGUGGAUGUGGAGAGUCGGGUGCGGGGAGUGGAGGGUUUAGAGAAGAAGGGACGGGGGCAGGGGCAGGAGAUGGAAAUGGGGAUGGGGCAGAGGUUGGGGCAGGAGAAGGAAAUGGAGAUGGAAAAGGGACGGGAGAUGGAGAUGGAGAUAGAGAUGGAGAAGAGGUUAGAGAUGGCGAAGUGGUUGGAGAUGGGACAGGAGAUGGGGCAGGAGAUGGGCCAGAGGUUGAGGCAGGAGCAAAGGUUGGAACAGAAGGUUGGGCAAGUCAAAGUGGAAGUAAGCGAGGCAAGGCAGCAACAACGACAUCAACAACAAAUUACGAGGGAUGAUAUUAUCGGGGUGCAUAUCAAUAGGCAAAAGGGACACCAACAGCAUAGGGGGUACCGACAACAGCAGCAGCAGCGGGGGUAUCAUCAACUGGCGGUGGGGAGGGAGGAGCAUCAGCAUCAACAAUAUCAGCAGCAACAGCAAUAUCAGCAACAUCAGCAACAGCAAGUGAGACAGAUUCAGGGACAACAGCACCAACGUCAACAACGUCAGCAAGCGAUAUUAGCACGGACACAUCCGCUACUAAUGGAUCAAGAUCCCUCCAAAGUCUCGGAGAUGUCAGCGGCAAAAGAGGAAGUAAAGAACGGUGAUAAUGGGUUGAAUGGCCCUGGACAGGGACAGAUACAGAGACAAGAAGACGGGAAAACAGGACUGGAGGAAACUAAGGAGACGGACUUUGGCCUCGCUGAGGUCAGUAAUAGUGGUGGUGUUGGUGGUAGUGUUGAAGGUGCUGAGGGUACUGGAGGUGUAAGGAUUCGGAGGCUCGAGAGCCGCGGGGGAAGUAAGAACCGCGGGAGCAUUCUUGCUCAUAUGGGUGGAUGGGCUGCCGUUAGGCGUAAUCGUGCUGCUGGUGCUCGUGAAAGUGGAAGUGGAAGUGGAACAGUGAAGAAUCAGCAGAGUGAGCAGACUCAGCAGGGCCAGCAGAGUCAAAAGAAUCAGCAGGCUCAGCGGGUUCAGCAGGUUCAGCAGGUUCAGCAGGUUCAACAGACCCAGGAAAGCAAUGGGUUGAAAGGUGGUGGCGAUGGGAAAGUGAAAUCUGAGAAGAAAGCUGAACCAGUGGGAAAGGUCGAAAAGAAGGGUCCGUCGUAUUUCACGUUCAGUCUUAAGAGUGGUCGCAAGUUUGGUCCGGGUGCGUUGGAACACCAAGAGGAUUUGGGUGGUUGGAAGGUAGGAAAUGAUAUGAUCAUCAAUGGUGGGAGCGUGGUGUUGAGGUCCCUGGGGUUGUCGUCGCCGGGGCUAGCAGAGACGACGGCAGAGACGCGAACACGGGAGGCACGAAAAGCAGAACCAAAGCCCAAGACGACAUCAGCAUCAACACAAGCAAAAACAGCAUCAUCAACCAAACAACCACAGCAACCACCACCCCCGCUCACCACCCACCACCUCACCCUCAUCCCCCACGCCAACUCCUCCGACAUCUUCUCACCCUUACCCCCUCCUGGCUCCCUCCUCAUCCACGCCUGCAACGCCCAAGGCGACUGGGGCACCGGCAUAGCCAGGAUUUUCCGCACUCACUACCCCGGAGCCUACAAAACCUACCAGGCGCACUGCUCUUCCACCCCCACCACGUCCACCUCCUCACAAACCAAUCUUCUUCAAGACCAAGAAGAAGCCGAGUCCGACCCCAUCCAAGCCCGCAAGAACGCUUUGACCAAGCACCAGCGCAGCUUAGUCGGCACGGCACUGCUCAUCCCGCCGCGUCCCUCCGUUCCGGACGACAAGAAGCACUUUAUCGGGUGUCUUUUUACCAGUCUUGGGUAUGGCCCUUAUAGAGAUCCGGCGGUGGCGAUGAUGAAAGCGACGGGGAAGGCGAUGGAAGAUUUGAUGAGGCAUGUUGCGGAGUGGAAUGUGAAUGUGAAUACUGCUGCUGCUACGAAGAAGAAGCAGAAUAUUGUUGUUGGUCCCGAGAUGAGGAUGCCUAAGAUUAAUGCGGGCAAGUCUGCGGUGGAGUGGGAGAUGACCAAGGAGGUUUUGGAGAAGUUGGAGGUUAGGGUGCCUGAGGGGAUGUUGCCUGGGAAAGGGGAGAUUAUGAUUUUUGAUGGGGUUGGUGCCGUUGAGGGGGAGAAAGGGAAGGGGGGGAAGGGAAAGGGGAAGGGGAAGGGACAGAGAAAUGGGAAUGGAAAGUAA
This is a messenger RNA of Neurospora tetrasperma FGSC 2508, 2403 nucleotides long. RefSeq lists its product as uncharacterized. The transcript has a single exon. NCBI's taxonomy places the organism in Eukaryota, Fungi, Ascomycota, Sordariomycetes, Sordariales, Sordariaceae. Gene Ontology annotation, biological process: peptidyl-glutamate ADP-deribosylation. The record is from RefSeq and is a predicted model, not a curated record. Bases 1 to 2403 code for a protein of 800 amino acids.